AUGGCUUCUGCAUUUACAGUACGCAAAGGAAUGACUCGUAUACUUGAAGGAAUUAUGAAAUAUCGUCAUGCAUUAAGACCAUCACUUUUAGAAGAAUUUAAAAAAGUUGCACUUGGACCUUCUCCUGAAGGACUUCUUUUAACAUGUGUUGAUACUCGUGUUGUUGCAUCUCGUUUAACUCAGGCUGUACCAGGUCAAUUAUUUUUUGUUCGAAAUCCUGGUAAUAUAGUUCCUCCUUAUGAAUAUUAUAAUAAUAAUUCAUUAGUUGGUGGUGAAUGUGCCGCAUUAGAAUUAGCAUGCUCAAGAAAUAAUGUACCGGUAAUCGCUGUAUUUGGUCAUUCAGAUUGUAAAGCAAUGAAUUUAUUAUAUAGAAUUCGUAACGAAAUAUCUACACCAUCUAAUAGUCCACUUGAACAAUGGCUUAAAGUUCAUGCUCGAGGAACAGUUGAACAAUUUAAAAAAUUAGAAUCUUCAGGAGAUUAUAAACGUAAACUUAUAUUUGCUAGUGCACAACAUCAUGAAGAUGAUUUUGAAGCAUAUAUUGAUCCUAAUGAUGAAUUUAAACAUUCAGACAAAUUAUCUCAAGUUAAUACAUUGGAACAAUUGAGACAUUUUUUAUCAUAUCCAUUUUUACGAGAACGUCUUAAUCGAAAAGAAUUACAAGUGCAUGCGUUAUGGACCGAUAUAUACAAUGGAGAAGUAUAUAUGUUCUCAUUUAAAGAAAAACGUUUUGUAAAAAUUGAUGACGAUACUUAUGCAAAACUCACACAUGAAUGUAUCUAGUCUAAUUAUAUUCUCACAAACAAUACAUUUUCUUUUUGUUGUCUUGUAUCUCAAUAAUUAUAUAUCUAUAUAUUUAUUUAUUAGUAUUCAUGUAGUAAAAAUAAAUAAAUAAAACUAUAGUUUAGAUGUACUACUUAUUUCUUUGUAUUACACUUAUUUUUAUAGUCUAAUUAAAGGUAUAUUGUAAAAGAACAUUUUAAUCUUAACAAUAAAAUAUUUAUCAUGAUGUUAUUACUAAUCUUUUGCUUACUUAAGAAUUUGUAGUUUGGAAAAUAGAAGCAUGAAUGUGUAUAGUAUACCUUUUGAGUUGAUCAUUGAAAAUGAAAUGCACUUCUCUUUUAAUCAUAUUUUUUGUAUGCAUUAUGGUACACUCACGUGUGGAUAUGUGUACCUCGUCUUUGUUUUUGUCGUCAGAAUCCAAACGCAAAGUAUAAAAGUGCUUUUUCUUUUCUGCUUUAUUUAAGUUCAUGCAGUCAAUCAGUAGAAGCUUAAUAUAGUCAGGUAAAUAAUUGCAUGAAUAUCAUAUAUUUUUAUGCUUAUAGAUGAUUAUUAUUAUGAUAAAUGAAUAGAAAUUACGAAUAUAUACUUUUAACGCAGAACGAGAAUUCAUUAAAUGAAGAAAAUACAGAAAAUGAAAAUGAACAAAGCUUAAAAUGGUUUCCAGAUGGGGUGAGCGUCUUUCUCAUACUAAAGUCUAUCGACUAAAAUCAACCAAUAAAAAAAGAGUAACAUUAUUUCCAAAAGCGCAAAAUAAUCGAUGACAUCGUUCAAGGUUAGCAUUAUACACUUAGGUAGUGUGCUUUAAAAUAUAUCAGCUUUUUAUCAUAUAAUACGAUUAAAGAUAUGAUCAAUUUAAAUAAUCAUAUUUGAUUUUGCAUGAGAAAACAUACAGAUGAAUAUUUCGUCAUUUGAUUUAAAAUAAAAAUGAAAAAAAAGCAUAUUUGAUUUCUAGAUAGAAUAAAUUGAUUAGUCAUAUUUAUAAAAUAGUAUUACUUAUCUGAUUGUUCAUAUUGUGGGCUAAAGUGGAGCAUGCUUAUCGGUCAUCAACUAUUUCAAUGGCUAUUAGUACUAU
This is a messenger RNA of Rotaria sp. Silwood1, 1855 nucleotides long. The record is from the annotation of a GenBank genome assembly. Lineage: Eukaryota; Metazoa; Rotifera; Eurotatoria; Philodinida; Philodinidae.